Messenger RNA from Cyanistes caeruleus (blue tit), 2109 nucleotides. The record is from RefSeq and is a predicted model, not a curated record. Lineage: Eukaryota; Metazoa; Chordata; Aves; Passeriformes; Paridae.
AUUAACCUGAACCCCCUGGUUCUUCCUGAGGGAGAGGUCCUGAGUGGGGUUAGCUUGGGAGGAAGGGAGGGAGAGGACCCAGGACUGGGCACCCCACUGUCACCCACCUCUACCCAGGCCCUGGCUGCCCACAGGGGCCACGUCCUGCCCGGAGAUGAGAUCGUGCAGGUCAACGAGCAGGUCGUGGUGGGUUGGACACCUGUCAACCUGGCGAGGAAGCUGCUGGAGAAGGGGAACAGGGUGACUUUGGUGCUGAAAAAGAUCCCCCUUGACCUGCCUGGCUCACCCCCCUCUCCCAGGCAGCAGCCCCCAGGGGCAUUUUUGGAUGCUGCAGAUUCCCCUGGCACCAGGAGCAGCGAGAGCCCAGGCAGCCCCGUGUCUUUGACCUCCAGCGUUGCGGCCGACUUGGACUCGGGACCAGACUCUGCCCUGGAUCCUGUCACUGACGAGGAGCAGGAAGAGGACGAGCGGGAUCUGAGGCUGCCUGGGGCAGCUGUGGAGGAGCUGCCGGGACUUUCUGGACAGGGUGCUGCAGAGGAGGUGUGGGACAGUGGCAGCACCCUGGGAACCCCCCUGGACACCCCCCCAAGCAUCCCUGCUGCCACUGAACCCUGUGCCACAGAGCUGAGCCCCAGGGCAGCCCCCAGCACGGGGGCUGGGGGAGCAGAGCCCAGCCAGCUCCCUGGGGAGGUGAGAGCUGGGGGGGACACGCUGGGGGGGUGUCAGAGGUUCCCCUCUGAACCCCUGCACCGUGUGGGUGAAGGGGGGUCCCUACGGGGGUCCCUAAGGGCUGCCCUGCCCUCACCCCCUGCACUGUCACUAAGAUCCCAUCUCUGUUUCCCCUCCCAGGGCAGCCCCCGCACAAGACCAAAAGGAGUGGCGACCAGGCUGAGCCGCCGCCGGAUCUCGUGCCGGGACCUGGGCCGGGUGGACUGUGAUGGGUGGCUCCUCAAGAAGAAGGACCACGUGGGCUUCAUGGCCCAGAAGUGGAAGCGGUGCUGGUUUGUGCUCAAGGGCCACACACUCUACUGGUACAACCACCCCAACGAUGAGAGGGCUGCAGGACUCAUCAACGUGGCCACCUACAACCUGGAGAGCACCAGGGAGCAGAAGAAGAAAUAUGUGUUCCAGCUGUGCCACCAGACAUACAAGCCCUUUGUGUUUGCUGCUGAAACCUUGGCUGACCUGAGCAUGUGGGUCAGUCGCCUGGUAACAGCCAAAACAAAGUACACACUGGCCCACCAGGCAGUCCCAGACAAGGAGGAAGACUGCUACAGUGAGACAGAAGCUGAGGAUCCUGAUGAUGAGUCCCCCAGGCACGGAUCCGACUCGCCAAGGAAGAGGCUGCAGAACACCCCAGAGAAGGCGCAGCUCUCCCCAGCCAGCAGCACAGCCAGCAGCCCCCAGGGCAGCCCCCGGCCCUGCUCCCCCAUGGAGCCCGCUGGGGAGGAUCUGGAGAGCCUGAUGCGGUGCCUGAGGCAGGGCGGGCUGUCCCUCAUGGGGCAGCAGCGCUUCCUGACGCAGGAGCAGUGCCGAAAGUCCUUCCUGAGGCGCAACAAGAACCCGCACAUCAACGAGAGGGUGCACGCCGUGCGGGCCCUGCAGAGCACGCUCAAGGCGAAGCUGGCGGAGCUGCAGGCCCUGGAGCAGCUGCUGGGAGAGGCCGCGCUCACCUCGGACACAUUCAGGCGCUGGAAGGAGGAGCACCAGGAGCUGUACCGGGAGCUGCGGGAGGGCUGGGCAGGGCACCAAGGUCAGGGCCACGACCAGGGGGAUGCUGGAGACCAGCAGAGACCCCACGAAGAGGCAGCUGAGCCCUGACAUCCCGCCAGGACCUGGUGUGGGUCAGUGCCCACAAGACUCGGAGCAUGGGAGAACGGCGGGUGCUCUGUGCUGGGGGGCCUGAGCACAUUCUGGAAGGCUCAGCCCUCACAGGGGCCAUCCCACAGGGGAAGUGGCCUCUGUGGAAGUCUUAAUUUUUCCCAGCUCGCCUUGACUUGGCUGCAGGUUGGAAAGGGGUGGAUUUUCCUGGGGAACGUGCCCCCGCUGUGGUGCUGCCAGCCGGCCCGGACACGGGCUCUUCUGCUGUAAAUAAAUGUGGUGACAGGG